AUGCCGUCUAUCGAUGAUCUCGAGGAUUACCCUUCUACCUCGAUUGUGUUUGCAGACACGGAUUUGAUCGAUAUUGGUUUUCUCAGCGGUGGCACAAGAUUCGCCACGCUUGCCCCAUCGAGAGUUGGUGGUUUAACAGUUUGGACUUCAGCCGAGCAUGUCCCGUUUUUGCCCGAAGGAAAACUCACAUUACUCGAUGCAGAUCCGACGUCUUUAUUAAUACUCCCAGUCGAUCAUGUGGCCAUUGGACUUUCCGAUGGUUCAAUUGUGUUUGCUGAAGCUUCAUCGUCGGAAGUAGAAUCAUUGCAUCGGACCGAAAGGAUUCACAAAAUGGAAGUAUUAUCAAUGUGCUCGUUGAUGUCUGAUAAAAGAAAGUUAGCAUCUGGAAGUGCGGAUGGGUCAAUAAUUGUUGGUGAUCUCGAAACGCAGACAUUUGAUGAAAUAGUACGGGGAGAAUGCGGUGCAAUGGCGAUGUGUGCUAUCUCCGGAGGAACAACGGUUUGCGUGGGUCAUAUGGCCGGACGUUUAACCCUAUGGGAUGUUCGAGAAAAAAUUAAAAAUCCUGUCCGAAACAAAGCAACAGCUACAGUUUUAUUGGAAUCAAAUAGCGACUCAGUUACUGCGUUGGCGGCUCACCCAUCACAAGCCAAUGUUUUUGCAUUUGGUACCGAAUCAGGUUCGAUUGGUUUUGUGGAUGUUAGAGCCGGUGGAAGGGCUGAGGUGAUGAAUGGAUUGAGCGCGGCAACACAAGCUAUAACCAAAAUCUGCUUCCAUCCGUCGCUGGCCGAGAAUUUGUUUGCCGCCUCAGCUGAUGGAUCUCUUCAACAUUUGGACGCUAGUCGAUCGCACGCUUACACUUUUGGCGCAAUCACCGAAUCACCGCUAAGACAAGUCUCUUGGUGUCUACCCUCACUACAAGAAUCUCUGACCUCAACCAGUCUCUAUCCACGAUCAUCAAAAUAUCCGCAAUCUUUCGACAUUUGUAGCAAUUCAUUGGUGGUCGCUUUCGCCAAUCAAAUGAUUCACUGCCUCGAUGGAAUCAAGCUCUCA
Mesorhabditis belari is the source of this 1050-nucleotide messenger RNA. NCBI's taxonomy places the organism in Eukaryota, Metazoa, Nematoda, Chromadorea, Rhabditida, Rhabditidae. The record is from the annotation of a GenBank genome assembly.